Messenger RNA from Solenopsis invicta (red fire ant), 5827 nucleotides. Its product is annotated as blood vessel epicardial substance. Gene Ontology annotation, cellular component: sarcolemma. The transcript has 6 exons. Lineage: Eukaryota; Metazoa; Arthropoda; Insecta; Hymenoptera; Formicidae. The record is from RefSeq and is a predicted model, not a curated record. Gene Ontology annotation, molecular function: cAMP binding. The coding region runs from base 2331 to 3719 and encodes 462 amino acids.
CCCCCAGAGGCGCGUCAUCGCGCAGAGUGCAACCCCCUGAGUGUUUCGCGCGGAGUGCUUCGCGCCCUCAGGUCGGGGCGGCUAAGAGCGAGAGGGACGCGCGCUUGAGCGUGAUCGAGCGAGGGGGUUGAAGGUGGACAGGUGGGCUGAUGAGAAGGGGAGGGGGAGGCGGGAAAAGGGGUGAGAAAAGCUCCGCGGGGUGACCAACAAGAGAGCAAGGCUGACUGACGUAUUCUGCAUGCGCGCAUACAUCGGCAAGAGCAGACUCCGCGCGGAGAUGAGCGUACAAGUGGCCGUCGUCCUUAGUGUUGCGUCCUCCCAUCGAUAAGGCCGCGUUUCGCGAAGAGAACACCACCGUGGGAAGAGCAGGGAAACAUCACCACCAUCGUCACCGCCACCAUCGACAGGACGAAGGACACGCCGUCGCUAAGGACUGCUCUUCCUCGUUUCUGGCGACAGUGACCAUGGCGUCCAGCUUGCUGUAUAAACAGUACUCCAAUGAAGAAUACGAUCCGUUUUUCAGGCUGGUGAUGCUGCCGUAUUCCUGUUGACGAGCAAACGGAACAUUUGGUAUGUUGAGAACAGGGGAUGCUGGAAAGAGAAUGGAUGAGAGAGGAAGGGAGGGAGGGAGCGAGAGAAAAAUGCUUUCGAGCAGCUUUCAACGAAGCUACCAGAGCAGAAAGUGCUGAGAGUGAUGAUCUCGCUGCUGAACUACAAUGUGUAUUGCUGUAGUUGCGCGGGAGAUUCACGGGGUCGUGAAUGAGAGAGCUGAUAUAUGAUUGUUAUUGAUCAGCAACGUGAAAACAUGCAUCUUGGAUGCGUAAUUGUGUCUCUUGGUGAGAAAUUGCAGCACUAUCGUGCUGCAUUCAUCCAAGGCUUUAAGCUCGAGGUAAUAGCAAAAAUUUGAAUCAAAAAUUUUCAGACAAUUUUAUACGAAGAAAGGAAGAGAGAGAGAGAGCGAGAGAGAGAGAGAGAGAGAGAGAGAGAGAGAGUGUGUGUGUGUGUGUGUGUGUGUGUGUGUGUGUGAAUGUGAAAAAGAAAAUAAUACGUAAUCGCUAUUGAUCAAGAGUGAUGCACCUGAGGUACUUAACUGUUGAAUAUUAUGUUAGAAUACAUGUCUUUGUUUGAUAAAUCUAGUUACUCAUGUAGACAAGUUCAUGGAGAUUAAUUCUGAUAGUCCUGCAGCUGAUGCAAGAACAUCUGACAUUACUCACGGGACUUGCGAGAUAGAGAUAAUCUGUGUUUAAAGACUUUCGCACAGGUUACUAUGAGUGAUAAUGGUCAUUUGAGUUGAUGUCGUAUUGGUAACGUUAUACGUUACUCAACAGAGCACAAUUGGGUUACGAAUGAAAGUUGGCGAGCUAUCGCCGUUAAUGACGGAUGAGAGUUUGUGCUUCGUAAUGCUUCGUAAUCAAACCACGAUGUUUCUUUCAUUUGGCAAAGAAUACAAUAUAUUCUAAAUUAAUAGAAAGAGCUGUGAACUGUUGCAAACUGAAAUCCAAAAAUUAGGUAAAAAUAUUAAUUUUUUCUUUAAUUCAUUAAUUAUAUUUAGUGUUUAACAGAAAUUUUAAUUGUCUUAAAAUUUUUGUUUUAAAUUAAUUGGAAAAUUGGAAAUCGGUGAUAUUUUAAAGAAUUCUAAUAUUCUAGCAUAAAAAUUUUAAUUAAUUGAAGGAUGAAUUUCUGAUGUUCCCUUUCCGCUUCUCGCUUUUGUUCUUCUUAAUUUGUAAUUUGUCUUUCCUAGUAAAAAGUCUAAAAAUUGGUUUUAAAAACCAUUUAUUUAUGUAUUCAUCAACUAAAUUUUAAUUAAAAUAAUUAAAAGAGUAACCAGCUCUUAUAAUCGCGCGUAGCUCAAUUAUCAAAACUUAAACUAACUUGCGUUAACUCAUCGCGAACUUCGCAGUACCAAGAGACAAGAUUGCGACUCGUUUAGCUCUUUAAUAGUUAAGGGGAUAAUUAGAUCCUCGCUGAUUCAUGUAAAUCGCAUGAUGUUUCAGGCGUCAGUGACUGGGCGACGAAGAAACCAGAAAUAUUUCGUUAAAACAAAUCACGGGAAAUUUGCGAUAAUUAUUGUGACUUUAUUUGCGGUGAUCCACGUGAUCGAUUCAUCGUGAUUCUCUUCUUGCGUAGCAAGCUUGCUCGAAAAAAGUAAUCGGUCGCGAUGAUGGUGUCGCGCCGAAUGACGAUCGUUCGCGUCGCGGAUUCCGACGAGGACAAAGAGAGCUCAGCGCCUUCAUGUUCGCUGUUGUCGUCGCAUACUCACAGUAGACUGAAGUGUCUCAUCUUGCACUCCAAAAGACAUAUCGCUUAUCCACCAUAAGGGGUUAAAGGUGAUGGCACGUGUCACGCGCCCUCGGCAAAAAAUGGCGAAUACGACUGAUUCACCCGCGAUGGCCGGCGGCAGCCUUCUUUCGUCCUCGACGACGACGCCGUUUUCCACCUCGUCGACAUCGACGGCGACUUAUUCGAGCGAGGAUUACACCUUCAAUUAUAGCGGUCUGCCAAACUUGGGCGGCUACUCGCUGGACGAUUUCAACUACACGUGGCCGGACUGGAACGGCACUGAAGUCAGCAAUGUUACCGAGAGGCUGAACGCGACGGUGUUGUUAGCGGGUAGCUAUUGCGAUGAAUGGGAAGCUGCUCAACACAAGCUCUUCCAGGCUUCCAUCUUGGCUCUUCGCACGUUUCUCACGGCGGGUUUCAUGUUGGCGGCUCUCUGGGCCGGGUUCACCAUAUGCGCUCUGGACGCCAUGUUAUGGUGCUUGGCCCUCGGUUUGUUAAACGGCAUUCACUCGUUGAUACUCGCCUGCCGAUUUUUGCCCCCGGCUCUCAGCCCCGAGCUAGCCGAGCUCUAUUUGAAGCUCUUCAAGCCUUACAAGGUCAGCAAAAAGCAUUUCCAAGAGUUGGCAAAGGAGGCAAGGAUACUCAAGUUGGAUUCCGAUCAGACUUACGCGACGGAAGGAAUCACGCCAGCGGAUAGGAGGCUGUCCAUUCUUUUACGUGGGAAAUUGAAGGUAACGUGCGACGGGACUCACUUGCACUACAUCAGAGCCUACCAAUUCGUCGAUUCACCCGAAUGGGAGGCCACGCAUGAAAACGAUGCCGACGUCUUCCAGGUGACAAUACGAGCCGAGGAGUCCUGCACGUAUAUCUGUUGGACGAGAAUGAGGUUACUCAGGGUGCUCCGGCACAGGCCGCUGCUCAAGGUCGUUCUCAACACUCUCAUCGGUAAGGACAUUACGUCCAAGUUGUACGCCCUUAACGAGCAGCUUGCUGGUGUCGCGACCACCAGUGAGAACGCCACGUCGAAUCCUUACAGGGGGGUCACGAGAAGUCUCAGUGUCGACGCCGUUAAUACGGAAACAGCCGGAAGGGUUCGAUCGACGACCUGGAAGACGCAGAAGCAGUACAAUUCACGUAGUGACAAGAACUCUUCGACUCGGUUUUCGCAUCAGUAUUGGACUCCGGUAGUCGCGAAUCACUUCCCGCCGACCUCGCCGUUCAUUCAACAAAGCCAAAACCUCGGCUACUCGUUACUGCCGCAGGGUAUCCAGUUCUCGCCUCCUCCGCGAGCACCCGCGUUGUCCUACCACCCCCCUGUGGCGCGACAGCGAAGCGGGGGUGCUAGCGGCGAUUACACCCUGCUACCUCAGACACCGAAGCUCGAGAGAAAACGAUCGAAAAAAGGGACUCGAGAGGUGACCUUCGAGACACCGGUAUGACGCUCGCCCGACGGGGAAGGGCCUGCCAGCGUGCCUCUGCUUACACUGUCGCCGCAACGCUCCGCCUAGCCCCGUCGUGGUCUCGUCGUCAUCCUAAGGUACAUUGCAAAACUCACCCUCUGAACUUCCGGUCGAUGCGAUACCGAUGAAAGGCCUACUUGCUUGGUGGGAAGAGAGAACGCAAACGGUACCGCACGGAUUAUGGUAUCGUAGGAUCACAGAAGCGCGGGUAAACGAAGUCGCUGGGUGCAGUUUUGACGUGUGCAAUUGAUUUUCAUAUCCUGCAAGUGCCACGCCUUACAGAGACACGCACGCACGCACGUGUGAAAUCGAAACCGCGAUGGCGGCUGUGGAAAAAAAAAAAGGUAUUUCGGGGCAUCCGUCGAAGGUGGACCGAAAUUCGAUCGAGUGGUGGAGAUGAGGAACGUGAAUUGUUCAUCACUUGACGUGAGAAGUAGGAAUAAGCGAGAGAGAAAGGAGAGAGAAAUCGUAAACGAAAGAUUAAAUAUAGAUAUAUUGUAUUAAUGAGCAUCGCCUCUGUGUACACUUUUACAUCGACUGUGAUUACAACGGAUAUAAUUGUUAAGUCUUUCAGAGAAACACUGAUUAUAUACACAUACAGAAAAAAAACACGUGCGUAAAAUAGCUGCCGCGGUAAUCACACACGCAUAUCUCGCAUUUGCGUGAGUUAGGAUGUCCUUCGCACAUAACAAUUUUCGGUUUCGAUACUUUGUGUAUUUCAAAAAAUUCCUAAUUCUGCAGAUUUUUAUUCUGUUCUAUUCUCUUUAAUUCCAAACAAACUCUUUAUAUUCGUUUAUUCGUAAGUAUUGAUUUCGUAGAUCGUUUAAUCUAUAGAUCGUCAUAUAAUUGCAUAAUAUCGAUAUAUUAUUAAGUAACAUUUGAUUACUGUGUAUCAUCGGUGAAGAACAUCCGAACAGCGUAAACAGGUCGGGAUUGUUGUAUAAAAUUAGUGCAUAAAAUGCGCUUUCACGAUAAAUGUGAUAUGUCAAGAAACACGCAGCAAUUUCUAUUCAAUAUCGGCGAACGAAAAAUUGCACACCCCUUAAUCAAAUGUAAAACGCGCUAAAUAAACAAACAGAAAAAAAACUAAAAGUGAAAUGAAAAAUAAGCUGUAUAACUCGGGUGUAAAAAAAGAGCAAAUAAGUGCUUCGUUAAAAAAAGAAACCUGCAAUAAAGUGCUUCGAAAAUGUAGUUGAUGGCGAGAAAUGCAAAUUAUAAAGAGCAAAGUUUAAUUAUUCGCGCAAAUUAAACGGAAAUAAAGCUAAUAUGCGUUGUGCGUGACACGUAGAUGAAAAAAAUCAUGUGUGUUUGUAUGUUUCUAUGUUUAUAUAAUCACCGCGUGUGAGAGUGAAGCCGUAGAAAAUCAAUAAAGACGCACAAACGAUUAAACAAAAAAACAAAAAAAAUAUGAAGAAAAUAAAAUUAAUAAAAAACGGCUGUGUAGAGUCGAGUGUAAAUGUUAUAAACACAAAAGUGGCUGUAGAGUAUUGUAACGAAGGAUUGUAUGAAGUUUAACGAGGCGCACGUCGGAAAGGAUCAUCACUGUUUAAAGUAGAAAUUCUUUUCAUCGAAUCAGAUGAGACUGUUGUAGUAUUUCGUCAUUACAUAGUUGCUUUUGAUAAAAAUUCGAUAUAUAUAUAUGUAUGUGCAUAUACAUAUAUAAAUAUCUAGUGCUAUAUAUCGUACAUAUAGCAAGGAUAGAAACUUUACAUUAUAUAUUUGUAACAAUCGAAAUUUGAAAGACUGAGUUGCUACUAUAACUUUGUUAGUAUACUGAAUAUUUACUAUAAUGUUUACAUUUGAUUAAUAAUAUAUUUCUUAAAUUGUUUUUGGAGACUAAUUUGAAUUCCGAAAACUCUCGUUUGCAAGACUGAUCUAUUUUCCGACGUAGACAAGAGCCUAAAACACGAAAGAAUCCGUUUGAGUGAUCUUUGUCGACGUUGUGUCAGGAGAAUAAAACGGAAUUUGCGUAAAAUGGACCGCAGCAGCGACACAUCAACAUCACGACGACAUUGUAUGUUACUAUUAUUUACAAUUACAAUAUGUUCGUUGACUAUUACGUUAGGAAUAAAAACUACAUUGAAAAA